AUGCUUGAUGGGUUGAGCCCCCAGGCUGGCAAGAUCUGGAAGAAGGCAAUGCUAACCUUCACCUACAAUGGCAAAAGGAUGAUGGAAACAUUCCUCAUCUGCAACACUGGUACUCACUUGGCCAUCCUAGGUUUGAAAUGGUUGGACGCCCACAAUCCAGAGAUUGAUUGGAACCAACGUACCAUCACAUUUCCCCAUGCAUCCCUGGAACACAUAGCCAUUGCCAAGGAAGAAGAAGCAGAUCCAAACCCACUUGAAGGAGUACCCUCUGAGUACCAUCAAUACACUAAGGUAUUUGGAGAAGAAGAAUUCAACAAGCUUCCCCCUCACCAGCAUUAUGAUAUAGGCAUUGAAUGA
Messenger RNA from Rhizoctonia solani, 357 nucleotides. Its product is annotated as Retrotransposable element Tf2 protein. The transcript has a single exon. Lineage: Eukaryota; Fungi; Basidiomycota; Agaricomycetes; Cantharellales; Ceratobasidiaceae. The coding region runs from base 1 to 357 and encodes 118 amino acids. The record is from RefSeq and is a predicted model, not a curated record.